UUUCGAAACAGUUAUUGAGAUUGCAACUUUUUUGGAAACUCGUGUGGCUACCGACGAAGUGCAACAAAUUAUUAAAAUGUGAGCAUCGUGUGAACUGCAGCUUUUCACUUCAUGCUGUUUAGUAGAUUUGAGGCCUGAACCUACCAUCGUAACAACAAGAUAUGCCAGUCUUGCAUGUGUUUGUCAUUGACCAGUCAUCAACAUCAAUCUCAGUAUCAUUGUCAGGGCCUAAUGAUUUUCGUUACUUUUAUUAAUCUGUGACCAGCUAGAUAUUUUAAUGAUGCAUGAUUUGCAUGAAUGCAGUAUGGUAUUACAUGUAAUCGUCAACUUCUUAUUUAUUAACAACUAUAGUUGACCCAGACAUUGUCUCAUUUUCAACUUUUCCUUAGUCUACUUGUUGUGUCAAUAUUUUUCGUAACCCAAUUUUUAUUUCUUAUUUAGAUAAGUAUCAUUCCUCUUGAUUGGAGAAACAACCGAUAUGUCGAUCGAGUUCUGGAUCUCUUCUUCCCCUUUCUUUAAAUGUCUUCCACCCAUGUGAGUGUGGGUGUAUUCACGAGGACCCCCUUUCCAAUCCUACCUGGCGACGGUGGAUUCAACUUUACUGUGGACUGGAUGGAGCACUUGUGAAUUUGUAUUUCCCAGGCUUAAAGGUUCUAGACGAGGCCAAACAGUCCGAAAGUUUUGUACCAUAACUUUGUAAUAAAACCAAUCAGCCGCUGUUACACUAAAAGAUGUCGCCGACCGUGCCGACGACGACCGACCCCCGUGAUGACGAAGAUAACGACGACGAUCCUAGCUGGAUUUUACUACGUCAGAUGGACGUUCUCCAUCGUCGUGUUGCCUUGUCGAAUUUCGAGCCGACGACAGGAGUCGACCAAUCAACAGGGCGGCAACAACAUCAGGAUCGACAAGUUCAUCUCGGCUGGAGCUGCAGCAACCUACAGCAGGAUCCUGUCGUCGAAGGGAUGGCGGCUGCUGCCUACGCCGGCCUCGUGACGGUCCUGGGCAACAAAGGAAAAGAGGCCGAGAGCGGAGAUUGUUGGUUAAUGAGCCAUCAGCAAAGCUCGUCAUCGGGGCCGAAAGGGACGACGGAUGACGGUGGUGGCGUUGGCAACCGAGACGAGGCGAUUAAGACGGCCGACUUUUGGAUCCAUCAGCUCCGUUCCGUUUUGCACGAAACGCGCUCCAAUCUCAAUCUCAUUGUCGCCUUUCAUCAACGUCAACUGCAACAACAACAGGCCAAACAACCAGCAACAACACCAGCCGCGGCGCAGCUGGAACCAUCAAGAGCGAUAAUCCGAUCCAGCCAGUCUGACGUGGCAGUUCAAACCGAACUGAUGAACAAUCAGGAGCAGGAGACGGGCCAAACUGCUGCCGCCGCCCAGACGAAAUCGAAUUAUUAUCGGAAAUCAGUUAGACGGGCAAGUGAUGAUCACGUAGCCGCCGGCUCUUUAAUCGGGCAACUGUCACCGCCGCUUCACAAUCCAGCGAAUGCGAAGGCAACCUCAUCCAGCAGGAGCAAAGUGUUGCCGGAAUCUUUGGAAGCCGGCGACGGCGGAUGUCAUUUCAUCCGGGCUGGCAACAGCUGUUGCGCAUUGUCCACCCACUCUUGCCGUUUCCAUUCAUGCAGCUGCUGUUGCCGGGCGACUAAUAGGCAAAUCUUAUCCAAACGGCCGUCGGAUUCGAGUCGAACCAAGAGAACAAGGAGCCGGAAGAGACUGGACCAAGAUGACAAAGAGUCGAAUCGUCACGACAGCACGGCGGCGAUUUUGCUAUUGAACGAGGCCUGGCAGCUGGCCGGAUUGCACACUCGCCAACGGAUGUCCAUUCUCAGUCGCCACUACCGAAUUCUUUACCAAAGGCAUCGGAGACUACGCCGGAAGCAUGGCCAAUUGCGCCGCAUCUUCCAGCGCACCCGCCGUCGCACACUUUACGUCCAGCUCCAACUCCAGAUUCUGUUGGAGUCGAUCGGAAGUCAAGUGGACGACGUGGCCUCUGACUGGGUUGACCGUUUGAAAGGAUUGGUGACGCUCCAGGCUGAUGGACUGAUGGGAGUACCACCUUCGUCCUCUUCUCCGGAUGUGUCUUAUUCGCCCCUCGCCAAGGAUUCGACCGGACGGCAGCAGCAGUUCAGAGCCAACGAUGAGAAUUAUUCCUUCAGUCUGUACCGAUGGUACUCGUCCUUGUCUCUCAAGCUGAGCUGGCUGCAAACGUCGCAUGGGACCGUCCUGGAAAAUCUGCUCCUGUGGAUCCCUCGCACGUGAUGUCGACGAUCUCGCACCUAUCAAUCUUUCAUCCGACCAAAGAGGCUUCUUAUUUAUUUAACAUUUUCGUCUGAGACGUGAGAACGUAGUUCUUGCAGACUAUCAAGUUAAAAAACGUUGCCAUUAUCGCCAUCCAUCCCAGCAACUGCUGCGUCGAAAGAGUUGAGCCAAAAAAAGAGAAAAACAAAAGGGGGUGCUGUGCUGAUUUAUUUAUUCUUUUGAUAAAUGUCUCGUUAGAAUCUUAUUGCACUCCCAUUUCCUUUCUUCUCCGGUAACAAACAUUUGAAUAUUCCGUCUAACGUGUGUCUCCUAGGAAUUCCCCUACUCCUUCGUGCUGAAAUUUCAUUUCAAAAGCUUCUGGCGCACGAUAUUAUUGGCGCCCAAUGUAAUUCAAAUUUGAACUUACACACAUCUAGUAACGUACAGAUUUACUACGUAUAUGUCUAUAGAGGAAUAUAAGACAUUGUUUAACCCAUUUCAACCGUCUCUUUUCUUUUAGACAAUUGGACCCGUGUAUACUGUGCAGCUCCAACAUUAUUGGCAUUCGGUGACCCUGGUAGUGUACAUAUACGUCUACAUAGUCUCUGUUGUUAUGACUCACGUGUCUUUGAGACGAGAAACGACACACGACGAAAGAUGGGAGAGAGAGCUUUGAGCUCUCUUUUGAAUAUUCCAUUAGAUUCUCUCCCGGCAACCUCGUCAUCUUUUCAACAAUUGGAUCCAGCGCGGCGGCAGCAGCACACUGUUCGAGCUCACGUGCGUUCCUCAUACUACAGCUGUCUUAUAUAACGGUGAAUAGUCUUGCAAAAGUCUAAUCAAGAAAUCAUAUUACAGGAUUUUCUAAAAGUAGAUAGAUCCUUGUGUCGUCAGGACACGUGAAGCUAUUUGACGUACCGAAAUCUCAUUUUAAAUUCUCGUGCCGCCGCAUCGUGACGAUAAUCUUAAAGUGAAAAAAGAAAAAUGGCGCUUGCUGAAAAAAGUAUUACAAAUUUUUUCACUCGACAUCUAGUCCCUGGUGAUCCCGCGGUCUAAAAAAGUACUUUUACACGCCCGCCCUGAUUACAUAAGCCGCCUGUAUGUGGUAUAGCUGCGGCAGUUGUUCCUCCAUCCGACUUGUAUACUUUAGGCCCCGCUCCCGAAAACAAAACACAUAUGUGAACUUGAAGUGCGUCUAGUGAGUAAUAAGUUAGGAGGAGCGAAUCCUUAUAUUGCCACUUUGGACUAGUAAAAACCUGUACCCAAAGUUAAAGUUUGCCUCCCCAUAAUAAUUAGUAUGUUUCGAGCAAAGUAUUUCGUCAGAAUCAUUUUAUUGCGAAAAAUGUCCAGGCGCCAGUUUGAUUGCAAAGUUCACGUGAAAGCUCCUUGAUGUGGAUACAUUUGGCAACAGCCCAUUCCAUCGAGGUAGAGAGAGAGAGCUAUUAUUA
This is a messenger RNA of Daphnia pulex (common water flea), 3688 nucleotides long. RefSeq lists its product as uncharacterized. Lineage: Eukaryota; Metazoa; Arthropoda; Branchiopoda; Diplostraca; Daphniidae. The transcript is spliced from 5 exons. Bases 732 to 2264 code for a protein of 510 amino acids. The record is from RefSeq and is a predicted model, not a curated record.